CGGACUCUGAUUUGGAUUUCGCACAGACAGGAGAAGCUGUGGAGGGGUUAAGACAGUUAGCUCAGAGGCUAUACAGAGCUACAUGACAGAGGUGACCAAACGGAACCACGGCACCUCAGGAGUAGACCGCUCCUCCGCGCCCCGCUCCACACCGGACCCUGCGCCCGUCCCGCUCUCACCCGCGUGUCUCUGGGCUUCAGACACUGGAUGCUCUGCUGUAACAAACACUAGACUCAACUGUAUCACUGACACUUCAUGUUCCGAGCUAACGCAGGAUCAAAACAAGGGCAUCUGUUCAAAGUUUAAGUGCCGUUGGCAGUGACCCGGCCAGGACCCGGCGGUGGGACGGAAACGGCCCGGGGAGAGCACCGGGACACCGGGGCAGGCAGCCAGGACCGCGAGGCUGGUGGAGGGAUAAACCAGAGGCUCCAGCUCCUGGUGGAUUUAUUUGCUGCUAGCGUUAGCCGCGCUAACUCCACACACCAUGGACUGGCUGAUGGGGAAGUCAAAGACGAAGCCGAAUGGAAAGAAGCCACCGGCCGAGGAGAAGAAGCUGUACUUGGAGCCGGACUACACCAAGAUCCGUGUGGUGGACUUUGACCUCAAGGAGCUGGUCGUGUUGCCCCGAGAGAUAGACCUCAAUGAAUGGCUCGCUAGCAACACGACGACUUUCUUCAACCUUAUCAACCUUCAGUACAGCACCAUCUCCGAGUUCUGCACUGGGGAAACCUGCCAAGCCAUGACGGCGUGCAACACAACGUACUACUGGUAUGACGAGAAGGGGAAGAAGACCAAGUGCACUGCCCCUCAGUAUGUGGACUUUGUCAUGAGCGCCUGUCAGAAACUGGUCACAGAUGAGGAAAUCUUUCCCACUAAAUAUGGUAAAGAGUUCCCAAACUCAUUCGAGUCGUUGGUGAAGAAGAUCUGCCGGUACCUGUUCCACGUGCUGGCUCACCUCUACUGGGCGCACUUUAAGGAGACGGUGGCUCUGGACCUGCAAGGCCACUUGAACACUCUGUACGCACAUUUCAUCGUUUUUGUAAGGGAAUUCAACCUGGUCGACCCAAAGGAGACCUGUAUCAUGGACGACCUGUCUGAAAUCCUGUGCAGCCCGUUGCCCCCGGCGCCCGCGGCAGCUCCCUCGGCCCCCGCCUCAGCCCCCUCCCCCUCUUCACAAAACCAUGUGACAGAGAGAUGAGCAGGGGCCGGCGCUGUGUUUUUGAUAGAGAAUGAGACGGACUGGCCCAGCCUCUGGAGCCGGCAGGACUCAGACCCUCACUCCCCUUAUAUCUCGCUACGACCACGCGGCCCACGGAGAGGGAGGGGCUGCGGCCCACGGAGAGGGGGAAGGGAGGGGGGGGGGGCUUUGAGGGUUGGGGCGGCAGGGAGGGGUUUGUCACGCCAGCAGGAAAUGGCGUGAGCGUUCCUUCCAGGGGCAAAUCCCUCCCAUCUUCUCUGCAAUCUAAACUAGGAACAAAAGUAUGUGUAUAUUUUAUUUUUGGUUUUGUUUCACUUUUUUGUUGAAGUUUUGCUCUUUAUUUCUCAGCGGGGACGUCGCCUCCCUGACUCCUCUACCUAACAUACAGUGCAGGGAGCUCUGCUUGGCUAAGACCUACUAUUGUACAGUUGUGUAGAGAGGAGCUUUCCCCUCGUCCUGCAGACUGACGGCCGCUGCGCUGGCCAAUAGGGAGCCAUAUUACUGCCUGAUGGGGCAAAACUAGCCAAUCACUGUUAAGGUUGUUUAUCUGGAGACGAUAAAGCGCUUUCUACUCAGGAACAGAACUGAGAAAUGUCACUGCUGCCAGAGAGAGCUCGUACGGCCCGUUUCAUUCACGUUAUGACGUCACAAUCCUCUGUAGUCUAAUACAGUAGAACUUUAGUCCCUCUGUUAACUCAGCCCUGAUGUAGAGUCCCUGAGCAGCCUGUAGAGGGCGACAUAGACUGGAGAAUGCUACGCAGAGGUAGCAGAGCCAGAGAAGACAGUGUAAGAUUGUGAUUUAGUUAUUUAAUCUGAGAGUUGUUUAUGAGAGAAGCUGAUGCAGAAAGACAAAGACAUGAGGUUAUGUCUGCAGGCCGAGCGGUCAGCGGUCAGCCAUUCUCCCAAAACCACACACCCAGCCGUGUUUUUAUGUGUCCACAUUUGUUUUAAAAAGAUUUUCAGAGAAGAAUUAGAGCAUAACAAUAAUGGUAUCAUCACAUAUAGAAGAUGCACAGUCUGCUUGGACUUUACUGUAUAAAGAAUCUGCAGCGGGUUCUUUCAGCAUAGCCUCUGUAUGGAGGGAAUUGGGUUUAUAUAAUUCUCCUUUUAUUUAUUUUAAUUUUGUUUUGCAGGGUUCUUCAGUUCUGGCUCUCGUUUUUAUCUAUUUUAAUUAUUAACUAAGUUAAAAGCAAUUUAAUAUUUUAAGCUCUGCAAAUUAUAAUCUAAUAAAAGAGAGAAAUUCCA
Messenger RNA from Periophthalmus magnuspinnatus, 2443 nucleotides. RefSeq names its product MOB kinase activator 2a (gene mob2a). The coding region runs from base 485 to 1198 and encodes 237 amino acids. The record is from RefSeq and is a predicted model, not a curated record. Gene Ontology annotation, molecular function: protein kinase activator activity. The transcript has 5 exons. Gene Ontology annotation, cellular component: nucleus; cytoplasm. Lineage: Eukaryota; Metazoa; Chordata; Actinopteri; Gobiiformes; Gobiidae. Gene Ontology annotation, biological process: signal transduction; positive regulation of protein phosphorylation.